This is a messenger RNA of Colius striatus (speckled mousebird), 3439 nucleotides long. RefSeq names its product sodium/potassium-transporting ATPase subunit alpha-2. The record is from RefSeq and is a predicted model, not a curated record. Gene Ontology annotation, biological process: intracellular potassium ion homeostasis; intracellular sodium ion homeostasis; proton transmembrane transport. Bases 1 to 3264 code for a protein of 1087 amino acids. Gene Ontology annotation, molecular function: ATP hydrolysis activity; P-type sodium:potassium-exchanging transporter activity; ATP binding. Gene Ontology annotation, cellular component: membrane. NCBI's taxonomy places the organism in Eukaryota, Metazoa, Chordata, Aves, Coliiformes, Coliidae. The transcript has 22 exons.
AUGCCCACGCUGCCACCGGUGCCUGCAGCCCCCCCCGUGCCCACGGUGACGCCCCGUGCCCUCGAUGAUACCUGUGGCCACGGUGACCCCCAUGCUGGCGGUGACCUCCAUGCCCAUGGUAAUGCCCGUGCCCGCGGCGAGGGCCGUGCCGCCGGCGGUGCCGGACAGCCAGCGCGGCUGUGCCAGCGCGCCCACGGGGUCCCGCGCCCGCAGGUCGGACGGGAAUACUCGCCCGCUGCCACCACCUCCGAGAAUGGCGGCGGCAAGAGGAAGCAGAAGGAGAAGGAGCUGGAUGAGCUGAAGAAGGAGGUCAACCUGGAUGACCACAAGCUGUCCCUGGAUGAGCUGGGCAGGAAGUACCAGGUGGACCUGUCCCGGGGCCUGACCAACGCGCGGGCGGCCGAGAUCCUGGCGCAGGACGGUCCCAACGCCCUCACGCCGCCCCCCACCACCCCCGAGUGGGUCAAGUUCUGCCGACAGCUCUUUGGGGGCUUCUCCAUCCUGCUGUGGAUCGGCGCCAUCCUCUGCUUCCUGGCCUAUGGCAUCCAGGCUGCCAUGGAGGACGAGCCGUCCAAUGACAAUCUGUACCUGGGGGUGGUGCUGGCCGCCGUCGUCAUCGUCACCGGCUGCUUCUCCUACUACCAAGAGGCCAAGAGCUCCAAGAUCAUGGACUCCUUCAAGAACAUGGUCCCCCAGCAAGCGCUGGUGAUCCGUGAGGGCGAGAAGAUCCAGAUCAACGCGGAGAACGUGGUGGUGGGAGAUCUGGUGGAGGUGAAGGGGGGUGACCGAGUGCCCGCCGACAUGCGCAUCAUCUCCUCCCACGGCUGCAAGGUGGACAACUCCUCGCUGACGGGUGAGUCGGAGCCGCAGACACGCUCCCCCGAGUUCACGCACGAGAACCCGCUGGAGACCCGCAACAUCUGCUUCUUCUCCACCAACUGCGUGGAAGGCACAGCCCGUGGCAUCGUCAUCUCCACGGGGGACCGGACGGUGAUGGGGCGAAUCGCCUCGCUGGCCUCGGGGCUGGAGGUGGGUCGCACGCCCAUCGCCAUGGAGAUCGAGCACUUCAUCCGCCUCAUCACCGGCGUCGCCGUCUUCCUCGGCCUCUCCUUCUUCAUCCUCUCCCUCAUCCUGGGCUACACCUGGUUGGAGGCCGUCAUCUUCCUCAUCGGCAUCAUCGUGGCCAACGUGCCUGAGGGGCUGCUGGCCACCGUCACCGUGUGCCUGACGCUGACAGCCAAGCGCAUGGCCCGCAAGAACUGCUUGGUGAAGAACUUGGAGGCAGUGGAGACCUUGGGCUCCACCUCCACCAUCUGCUCGGACAAAACCGGGACCCUCACCCAGAACCGAAUGACCGUGGCACACAUGUGGUUCGACAACCAGAUCCACGAGGCCGACACCACCGAGGACCAGUCAGGUGCCACCUUCGACAAGCGCUCGCCCACGUGGGCAGCCCUUGCGCGCAUCGCCGGGCUCUGCAACCGCGCCGUCUUCAAGCCGGGGCAGGAAAACAUCUCCAUUUCCAAGCGGGACACGGCGGGCGACGCCUCGGAGUCGGCGCUGCUGAAGUGCAUCCAGCUGUCCUGCGGCUCCGUCAAGAAGAUGAGGGACAAGAACCCCAAAGUCACCGAGAUCCCCUUCAACUCCACCAACAAGUACCAGCUCUCCAUCCACGAGCGCGAGGAGGACCCACAGAGCUACCUGCUGGUGAUGAAGGGGGCCCCUGAGCGCAUCCUGGACCGCUGCUCCCGCAUCCUGCUGCAGGGCCAGGAGGUGCCACUGGACCAGGAGAUGAGGGAGGCUUUCCAGAACGCCUACCUGGAGCUGGGGGGGCUGGGAGAGCGCGUCCUGGGUUUCUGCCACCUCUACCUGCCCCCGGACAAGUUCCCCCGCGGGUUCAGGUUCGACGCCGACGAGGUCAACUUCCCCACCAGCAACCUCUGCUUCGUGGGGCUGAUGUCCAUGAUCGACCCUCCCCGUGCCGCCGUCCCUGACGCCGUGGGCAAGUGCCGCAGCGCUGGCAUCAAGGUGAUCAUGGUGACUGGGGACCACCCCAUCACGGCCAAGGCUAUUGCCAAAGGAGUGGGCAUCAUCUCGGAGGGCAACGAAACCGUGGAGGACAUCGCUGCCCGCCUCAACAUCCCCGUCAGCCAGGUCAACCCCCGGGAGGCAAAGGCCUGCGUGGUGCACGGCUCUGACCUGAAGGACAUGACCUCGGAGCAACUGGAUGAGAUCCUCAAGAACCACACUGAGAUCGUCUUCGCCCGCACCUCCCCGCAGCAGAAGCUCAUCAUCGUGGAGGGCUGCCAGCGCCAGGGAGCCAUCGUGGCGGUGACAGGGGAUGGGGUGAAUGACUCCCCGGCGCUGAAGAAAGCCGACAUCGGCAUCGCCAUGGGCAUCGCCGGCUCCGACGUCUCCAAGCAGGCGGCUGACAUGAUCCUGCUGGACGACAACUUCGCCUCCAUCGUCACUGGUGUGGAGGAAGGCCGCCUGAUCUUUGACAACCUGAAGAAGUCAAUCGCCUACACCCUGACCAGCAACAUCCCUGAGAUCACCCCCUUCCUGCUCUUCAUCAUUGCCAACAUCCCCCUGCCCCUGGGCACCGUCACCAUCCUCUGCAUCGACCUGGGCACAGACAUGGUCCCUGCCAUCUCACUGGCGUACGAGGCGGCCGAGAGCGACAUCAUGAAGCGUCAGCCCCGGAACCCGCGGACGGACAAGCUGGUGAACGAGCGGCUCAUCAGCAUGGCCUACGGGCAGAUCGGGAUGAUCCAGGCACUGGGUGGUUUCUUCACCUACUUUGUGAUCCUGGCUGAGAAUGGGUUCCUGCCUGGCACGCUGGUGGGCAUCCGCCUCAACUGGGACGACCGCUCCACCAACGACCUGGAGGACUCCUAUGGGCAGGAGUGGACCUACGAGCAGCGCAAGGUGGUGGAGUUCACGUGCCACACGGCUUUCUUCGCCAGCAUCGUGGUGGUGCAAUGGGCCGACCUCAUCAUCUGCAAAACGCGCCGCAACUCCGUCUUCCAGCAGGGCAUGAAGAACAAGAUCCUGAUCUUCGGGCUGCUGGAGGAGACAGCGCUGGCGGCGUUCCUGUCCUACUGCCCCGGCAUGGGGGUGGCCCUGCGCAUGUACCCCCUCAAGGUCACUUGGUGGUUCUGCGCCUUCCCCUACAGCCUCCUCAUCUUCGCCUACGACGAGGUGCGGAAGCUCAUCCUGCGCCGCUACCCCGGCGGAUGGGUGGAGAAGGAGACCUACUACUAAGUGCUCGUGUGGCCCCCCGCCCCCCUCCCCACCCCUGCACCCCCAUACUAACCCCGGGGGCUGGUGCUGCUGGGCAUGGGGGGGUUCCAGGACCCUCCCCAGCCCUGGGGGAUCCAGGAGUGCUGGGGGACCACUCUCUGCUCCCUCCACGGGGCACCCAGCCUCCCACCCCCCC